This is a messenger RNA of Mesoplodon densirostris (Blainville's beaked whale), 1122 nucleotides long. RefSeq lists its product as uncharacterized. NCBI's taxonomy places the organism in Eukaryota, Metazoa, Chordata, Mammalia, Artiodactyla, Ziphiidae. The record is from RefSeq and is a predicted model, not a curated record. The coding region runs from base 1 to 1122 and encodes 373 amino acids. The transcript has 7 exons.
AUGAGUGCUCCCCUCGCCUCCGAGUUGUCUGAGUUGGCGGCGCCGCGCCCCGGCUUCCGGCUCUUGGCGCCCCACGCGCUCGCGGCUCCAGCCCACGUCCGCGCCGGGAGCCGAGCUCGCCGCGCCGCGCCGCGCCGGGGGAGCCCGGGCUCCCGAGCUCCUGUCCCGGCCCCGGUCCAGGGGAAAGCAGGGGUGUCCCCGGGCAGAGGCGCACAGCCGCGCGGUCUCCCGCGCUCUCUGCGGCCCAUCGGUCUCUCCAUGGCCUCUCAUCAGCAAUCCCGGAUCCAGGCUUACCUGGAGAAGAACAAGAUCGGUCCCCUGUUUGAGGAAUUAAUGACCAAGUUAAUUACUGAGACACCUGAUCAGCCAAUCCCAUUUCUCAUUGACCAUCUUCAGUCUAAACAAGAAAACCGUGGACACCUUCAAAGAACUUUAUCUGGAUCUGCAGCUCUCUGGGCAGAAAGUGAAACAUUAGAACAUAAAGGAACAAGAAAGGAAUUCAGAAACUAUGAUAAACCCUGGCAGUUAAAUGCAAAGAAGCCUAAAAAGUCAAAAAGCGACCUUGCUGUGUCUAAUAUUUCUCCACCAUCACCAGAAUCAAAAUCAUUGCCAAGGUCAGUAGAUCAUCCUAAGUGGAACUGGAGGACUAAACCAGAAAGCCGUGAUUUUGAUGAAUUGAGCCACAUCCUUCAAGAGAGCAAGAAACUGGGAAAAGCCCUUGAGAAUCUCUCUCGAAGUAUUGCAAUUUCAGAUGAACUCGAUAAGGAAACAGUGGCGUUUAAUUCUUCUCUUCUGAGACCACGUGUAAUUGGAGAGUGGAUUGGUCGAGAAGAGAAUGAUGCUGAUCCACUGGCCGCUGAAAUGCUACAGCCCCCAAUUCCAAGAAGUAAAAAUGAACAAUGGGAAAAUGAAGAUAAUAGCUCUAGCCCUGCAGGAAGCUUGAAGGUGGAGCCCAAGACUAAAGGAUUAAAACAGCAGCAACAGCAGCAUAAGAAACUUCUGGCAGCAAUGCUCUCUCAAGAUUCUUUUGAGUCUGUCCAUAGCCCCACCCCAUCGGUAACAGAAGAAGAUAUUGAUAAUGAAGAUGAUGCAAUGGAAUUGCUGGGUAAUUUUAAAAAUUAA